Messenger RNA from Stegostoma tigrinum, 18290 nucleotides. RefSeq names its product bassoon (presynaptic cytomatrix protein) b (gene bsnb). Gene Ontology annotation, biological process: protein localization to synapse; presynaptic active zone assembly. NCBI's taxonomy places the organism in Eukaryota, Metazoa, Chordata, Chondrichthyes, Orectolobiformes, Stegostomatidae. The record is from RefSeq and is a predicted model, not a curated record. The transcript is spliced from 16 exons. Bases 48 to 12566 code for a protein of 4172 amino acids. Gene Ontology annotation, cellular component: GABA-ergic synapse; axon; glutamatergic synapse. Gene Ontology annotation, molecular function: structural constituent of presynaptic active zone; metal ion binding.
UUUGACACUGGAGGGAACGUUUCGCUAAGCGGCAGCCCUCGCUCGACAUGGGCAACGAGAACAGCCUGGAGACUGGAGAGCUGGACCCCAUCUCGGCGCCGUCUGCAGCGCCGCUGAAAACACCCGGGGCCCCGAACGGAGCGCCCGGGGGACGGGCAGCGGCGGCCGGCAGUGCAAGACCAUACCAGAGGGAGCAUCUCGGUCAGCCUGAUGCAAAGGUUGAGACCCUCCAGCAGACUAUUCCCAGCAAUGAAAGUGCAAGAAGAAUGCAGAAUCAAGGUUGUUCAACACAGCAAAACCCGCAACAAGAACAAAGGAGGAAUCUCCAAGCUGACACAAGUACAAAACGAGGAGAAAGGUCCCAUUCUGCAUCCCCAGACAAAGGCAGUGCUCCAACUUCUCCUUAUUCAGUACCACAGAUAGCUCCAUUGCCCAGCAGUACUCUAUGUCCUAUUUGUGCAACAACUGAGCUGAACUCUUACCCAAAACAGCCAAACUUCAACACUUGUACUCAAUGUCGAUCGGUAGUGUGCAAACAGUGUGGAUUUAAUCCUAAUCCUCACAUUACAGAGGUUGAAGAAUGGUUGUGCUUAAACUGUCAGAUGCAGAGAGCUCUGGGAAUGGACAUGACCACUGCGCCACGCUCCAAAAGUCAGCAGCAACUACACUCUCCAUCACACCAGGCCCAAACAGAACCACAAACAAAACCGCAACGACAGCCUCAAACAGAUCCAGUCCCCCAACAAGGAAGGACUACACCAAUAAAAAGAGAGAUCCCUAAAGUGCCAUCUGCUGCAGAACAUAAGCCUGAGACUAGGAUGCAACCGAGUGAACGUGAGAAACAGGGGCCAAUAACAAAUAAAUCUGAAUUGCAGCCUGCUGCCCAACCGCAAAUGGUUGCCCAAUCUGAGGCAAUCAGGCCAGUUGGUAAGAGCCAACAAACUAAGCCUGCCCCUGCAGAACAAAGACAGAUAACAGAUGGUUCACCAGCAAGAACACAAGCAGGGCCCUCCAAUAUACCCCAAGAUCAGGAGGGCAUUACUGGUAAACUUUUUGGGUUUGGAACUUCUCUUUUAAGCCAGGCCACCAGCCUUAUAUCCACUCAGCCAGAACAGAUAUCACAAAGUCAGCAAUCACCUGCUAAAGGAUCUGCAGCUAAACAGGCCCCAAAAAUAAUUUUCAGUGAUCAAAACACAGAAUUGAGCUCAAAGUUGCAAAGUUCGACGGCAGGAUUGCAAGUUAAAACUGAGGCUGUCACUGCAGCUAAACAAGAGAAACUAGAGCCAGUCAUUAAACAGAAAGAAGUCAACAAACCCAAAGUAUUGUGUCCCCUCUGUAAAACAGAACUGAAUGUGGGAUCAAGUCAGCCUCCCAACUUCAAUAAUUGCACUGAAUGCAAAGUCCAAGUGUGCAACAUGUGUGGUUUCAAUCCAACGCCACACCUGGUAGAGAAAAAUGAAUGGCUUUGUUUGAACUGUCAGACCCAACGACUGAUGUCUGGAAAUUUGGGAGAUGCACCACUUCCUGUUCCAUCACCAGUAUCAAAGCAACAGCCAUCAAUGUCACCACACCAUCAAACAGGGCAAACAGUUGUCAGUGUGCAACAAAGAAAAGGGGCUAGCCAACAGCAAGCAGGCCCUGUCCAGCUGCAGAAGGUCCCCGUAACAUCGGGUCAACAAUUAUCUCAACGUAGGGAAACACCAACUGCUAAACUGGGACAACCCAUGCAAACGAAACAACAAGGUCCAAUGGUUGUGGAUAAGCAACAUGCUCAGCAAAUGCAUCCCGGGCACAGCGAGGCCCAGACUACGAUCCCAAACAAAUCACAGUCACCAAGGGAGAAACCAAAACCUGCAAUACAGAGCACCACAGUACCUGCAUCAUCAAAAGUGAUCAGUACAGACAAAAAAGUUGACCCUUCUACAAAGGAGACCUCCCAAGUACCUGAACUACAGAAAGCAAAACUUCAAGAGGAGUUGAGUAAAGGCUAUCCUCAAGAACAGUCACGUAGCCCACAAAGUUUAAGUGAUACAGGCUACUCAUCAGAUGGCAUUUCAAGUUCUCAGAGUGAGAUUACAACAUCACUGCACCAUGAGGCACAAAAGCUUAAUGAGUCUGGUCCAAUGCAACAGAGUCCAAAGAGCCCUUCAGAAUUUAACAAGUUGGAGAGCAGUGUACGGCCAUUGCUGGAAUCGCAAAGUGUUCAAGACAAAGCUAAAAGGGGAAGGACUGCUCAAAGUUCAAGUGAAGAACAAAGACAGGGGUAUAGACCCCGAUCGCUUUCAAUUACUCCAGAGUCCUGUAGUUCAGAUGAAGAGCUUGAAGAUAUACAAGAAGAGGAUGAAGAUACUUUUGAAUUGGAAAGCCAGGGUGAGCGAAGAGAAAGCCUGGAGUCGUUGGAUGAAUUUGGCAGGAAACUGCAGCAUGGCUAUGUUGAAGAUCGUAGUGGAAGUACAGUAUCAGCUCCUCAUGCUAAGAAUACACAAUCUGGAGCAGAAAUAACCGAUGAAGAAUUUAUGCGAAGGCAGUUAUUGGAAAUGAGUGCAGAUGAGGAUGAUGUCUCUAUGGAAAAUGAAGACUUGGAUAGUCAUGCUAAACGUGUCAGUAUAAAGAAGAGUCAGAAACGUAAUUCAGAGUCUAAUAAGCAAAGCCCUUCAAAGCAACAUCAGGAUCCCAGUAUAGUUAGCAAUUAUGAAGAUACAACUGUGGAAGGUUAUGGACGGGAAGACAUCCAGUCAUGGCAAGAACAGAAGGAACAUGAAGAUACAUACAGGGAAUCCCUGAAUCGUGCAGAUGAGGACGCAGUGGGAGAACCAGCUGGGCUACGACGCUUCAAGACUAUAGACUUGAAUACUACAAACACUUACAUCAGUCGAGAUGUUGAAGGUUGUAGUGAAGCAGACCUCACUAUUGAUAGAGAACCGGAACUUGAGAUGGAAAGUUUGACUGGGUCACCAGAUGAAAAAUCAAAGGGUGAAUACUCAUCCACAUUGCCACCCUCAACACCUACGUUUUCAUCAGGCACUUCACCAACUUCUGUCUCCUCAUUGGAAGAAGACAGUGACAGUAGUCCAAGUCGGCGACACAGACUUGAAGAGGUGAAGCAGCAGAGAAAGGCAAGACAUCGAUCGCAUGGUCCUCUGUUGCCGACUAUUGAGGACUCUUCUGAGGAAGAAGAGUUACGAGAGGAAGAAGAGCUGCUUCGAGAGCAGGAGAAGAUGCGUGAGGUGGAACAACAUCGCAUUCGAAGCACAGCACGUAAAGCAAAAAGGGACAAAGAAGAAUUAAGGGCACAGAGAAGACGUGAAAGAUCCAAAACACCGCCAAGCAAUCUUUCUCCCAUCGAGGAUGCUUCUCCCACAGAAGAGUUGCGCCAAGCUGCAGAAAUGGAAGAACUCCAUCGGUCAUCUUGUUCUGAGUAUUCACCCACGAUGGAUUCGGAAGCUGAGGGUUUUGAAAUAACAACCUGCAGAUUAUACAAAUCUGGUAGCGAAUACAACCUCCCAUCAUUUAUGUCCUUGUAUUCUCCAACAGAAAAAUCGACAACCAGUAGUUCUUCAGUAAAUCAAAAACCAUUGAAAAGUGCUGAGGAAGCAUAUGAAGAAAUGAUGAGGAAAGCCGAAAUGCUAAAGACACAGCAGCCAGCACAGACAAUGGCAUAUGGCAGUUCUUACCAACAAGAUGAUUACAUGCAGAAUAAUUACAAGUACCAACCUUCAGAAGUCUACACUUACUCAAACAAUGAAAUAGCAUUAUGUCAGACAAGUGUACGAGGUGAGCUGCAGAAAGCGGAAGCAUAUGAGACAACUGUGAAAACUGCUGCACAAACGCCAAAACUGUCCUGUUCACCAUCACUGGAGCUCCGCCUGCAGCAACAAAAUGCUCAAUUACAAAACCUUGAGAGGUCUUUUCAGGAAAAGAAGCUUCUUGAUGCACAAAGUGCUUACACGGAAUUAGCAAAGCAAACAGAUGCACUUCUUACACCCGGAACAAGCCCCACCCAGUCAUCUGCACCAAUGACUUUUGUUUCAUCUCAAGCUAAUAGAGGCAUCCCUGAUGUUCGGGUAACUCAGUAUUUUAUGAGAGACAUGCAGGACCAGACUGCAACACCUAUCGGAACCAAGGUUGACACCUCACAUAUUGUAACAGCCUCUUAUACAACAUACAACAAAAAAUCAGCAGUAACUGUGGCCACUGCAAUAGUAAGUCAGUCAUCUAUGUCUGCAAGAUCUUCUCCCAUAGAUCGAAGUAUGGGAUACAUUCAAGUCAGGCCUUCAGAUCCGGGAAUCUCAACACCAUAUUGCUCUCAAAAUAAUUUGCCUGGGGGUAAGAAAUUCAGCGAAUCUUAUGGGGCACCAAAUCUUGACGGAGCAACCACACAGACACCUGGGAGCUUUUUCAAAACUUCUAGCCCCGAGGAGUCCCUGUCACCAUCAUCGCUGACAGCAGUAACCAGAACUGACACGUCAACAACUUCCUUAUCCAGCGGUAAAUCCACUACAGAAUUUUCAACGCAGACUUGCAACGCCAGAGUUAUCUUGCCUUCCAAUGUGACCGUGACCUCAUCACCCUCCACAAUGAUGGCUCAGGGUACUCAGACGUCAGUGAGGUCACCCCGACUCACUCGGCAAGUAUCGUCUCCCGAUUCCACGUGCAUGGUCAUUACUCUGGCAUCAAAUGUUUCAUCUUCAGCCCAACCGUUAGCCGCCAAUUCAUCUGUGUCACCAAAUGCCUCGCCGACCCGGUUGAAUCGACAACAAACCUUGCACGGUUGGACACAGCAAGUGCCUGCUUCAACACCACAGCAGAUGCAGCUCCAGUCCAUGUAUGCCAAGUCUUCUUCACAGAUUGAUAGAACAUCCAUGAUGCAGCCCACUCAGAGAGGACAGAUAUCUUCAACAGUUGUCACAACUUCUACUGUGCUUGGUCAAGUGGUUCCUGUGGAAAAUACCUGUUUCAACAAAGCAUCAUGGUUUUACCAAAAUGCAAACGUAAACUCAGUGGAAGUUUCAAGGACAGGUAGCUCUGUAGUAGAUCUUCGAACAGCUGCAAAAUCACCUCCUGUUAUCAUAACAGAUCAUGGAAUGGAUUUGACAUCUUUAGCUACAGAAAGUAGAAAAUAUUCACUUGAAUCAGACCAGAUUCCAUGUCGUCAGUCCACUGCUGUGCAGCCAUUAAUCAUGAAUCUUAAUGUGCAGGAACAUCCGCAUGUAAAUACGACUUCUAAUACAACACUGGGCAUAACAAUAACAUCAUCAAUGCUAAUUUCCCAAUCCAAAGCACCAAAAAUAUAUGGAGAUCCUUUCCAGAAUCUGACGGACCUUGGUCAUGGCACAGCCACAGCAAUCUGUCUCACACAAGCAAGACAGCUUGAAUCAAUGGUCCAACCCCUCACUGUAACAGAAAGUGGAACCAAUACAGAUAUGGCAACAGUCACAACAAAAUCAGGUUUUUCUAGUCAAAUCCAGCCGCAAUUUGCUAGAUUUAACUUAGCUAACCAAAUGACUCCAGUGCGCAAACUGGACAUGUCAGUGAAUCAGGGCAACAUUAACAAUGCCAUUAGUGUUAGUGCCAUUCCAAGAUCAGGACCUCUUGAUAGUGGCUUUGUCACUUCACAGGUACACCAAGAAGCAUCACUGGAAUUAAAGCCAUCUGCUCCUCCAGCAAACAUGCUUGGAGCGAAAGCACACACUAUGAUGGUGCAACUGGAUAGCACAGCAGCUGGCACAGUUACAAAGCUGUUAAAGCAAGAUACUCCUUCAAAUGCUUUGGAUUUGACCGGAGCCAAACCAGAAAAGGCUGUUUGUUGUGAUGUUGUGUAUAAAUUUCCUUUUGCUAGUAGCUGCACAGGGUCAUUUAAUUCAGGUACCCAAGUCCCAGAACAAGCAAUGAGUGAACCACAGCUCGAUGACAGGAAUAUUGCUCAGAAAUACUAUGACAACAGAGCCCAAGAGUCUCUUGACAGUUACCAGUAUAAAGAGCCCAUGGCUACUUACCAAGACGGUUCUAAUUUGUACAAAGAGCACAAAACAUUUCCUCAGGUAUUUUCUGGGCGACUACAUUCGUCCAUGUCAGACUCUAAUUUGUUAGAAGCUACUCUUAAUUACAACCUAAUGAAGGACGAACCUUUUUAUCACCCUCCCGGAGGAGAUGCAGCUGUAGAUCUGAGUACAAUGAGACAGUCCUACAGUUUAUCUUUUGGCCAGGGGAGGGAUUGGGAGCUUGGAAUGCAGUAUGGUUCCUUCACUGACCUGAGACAACAGUCAGAUAUCCUCAGCCAACCCACUCCAAUAAGAAGAUAUAGUUCAAUGUCUAAUAUUCAUUCUGGUUAUGGCUACUCAAUACGAGAGGAUUUGCCAAAUUUUCAAGAGGCUAGUUUGGCCCAAUACAGCGCGACCACUGCUCGUGAAAUUAGCAGGAUGUGUGCAGCCCUAAAUUCCAUGGAUCACUACGGAACCCGAUAUACAAACAGCUCAGAUUCCCUUCAGUACGGACCAGCUGGGCCAAAUGCUCACUGCAGUGAACUUGCAAGAAACAGUGUAAUGUCACACCAUCAAACAAUGCUACCACUGAAACAAGACAUGAAGUAUCGUCCAAGCCUGUCUGACUCCCGACGUCGUAUUGCAGUGCACGGCUUUGGCAACAUGCCGCAAGCAGUACGUUUGAGAGCCAUUAGGCACAUGUAUCCUUCAGCUGCUCCCGUGAGAGCACCUGAUGGCAUGAUUUACUCUACAAUCAAUACUCCAAUUGCGUCCACUCUCCCCAUUACGACACAGCCAGCUUCUAUCUUGUGUCCAGUGUUAAGAGGUGUCUACAGACCCUACUUACCUGGUAAUAUCACAGCCGUGCCACUGGCCAGGUUGAGCAGACUCCCUCUUGUUGCCCCAAGGAUGCCUGCUGCAGCUCCUGGGCUGUACCAUUACCUGCCUGCAAACAGGUUUCCAGCUGCUCCCAUAACCGCUGCUGGGGAAACACCUAUAUAUCUUGGAAAGUCUGGAGCAGCUCCCGGGAAUAAUGUCAGAACUGGAGGUGUAAAUAUGAAUCAGCUUGUGCCGGGCCAGACCACGCAGAGGCAGGAACAAAGCGGUAUUCCUCAGCAAAACAUUUCAGCUGCCGUGACUCAGAAGUUCAUCUCCGAUGCUAAUCAGGCCGACAUUGGGCUCAUCCAGCAGCAGCAACAGCUACAGCAUCAAGCACAAUCACAACAACAGCGAGUACAAGUCCAACAGCAGCAGCAGUUACAGCCACAAGUCCAACAGCAACAAGUUCAACAGCAAAUACAGCCCCAGCAAGUGCAAAUGCAACAGCAGAAGCAAAUACAGCUCCAGGAAGUACAAAUGCAACAGCAAAUGCAACAGCAGCAGCAAAUACAGCCCCAGCAAGUACAAAUGCAACAGCAGCAGCAAAUACAGCCCCAGCAAGUACAAAUGCAACAGCAGCAGCAAAUACAGCCCCAGCAAGUACAAAUGCAACAGCAGCAGCAAAUACAGCCCCAGCAAUUGCAAAUGCAGCAGCAGAUGCAACAGCCCCAGCAAGUACAAAUACAACAAGUUCAACAGCAGCUGCAAGCGGAACAGCAGCUUGAACAGCAGAAACAACAGCAACUGCAAAAGCAGCUGCAGCAAAUGUUGCAGCAGCAACUGCAGCAACAGGAAGCCCAGCAAAGUGACGCUGCAAGGACUGGUGCUGGUAGGAGGAAGCACGAGGACAAAGAGGAAGAGCAUCAGCGAAAGCAGCAGCAAGACCACAUGCUGCUCAUUGAGCGGGAGCGUGUGGAGCUGGAAAAGCUGAGGCAUCAGCGCCUGCAGGAGGAAUUGGAACGCCAGCGCUUGGAGCUGCAGCGCCACCGGGAGAGUGAACAAAUCAUCGUGCAACGCGAGCUUCAGGAGCUGCAGACCAUCAAGCAGCAAGUGUUGCACCAACAGCAGGAGGAGAGGCAGGCCCAGCUUGUGUUGCAACGCGAGCAGUUGGCUCAACAAAGGCUGCAACUAGAACAGAUUCAACAGCUCCAACAGCAGCUGCACCAGCAACUGGAAGAGCAGAAAGUACGAAAUACUGUAAGCUUUCCUGCUGUUUGUGACCCUUCAGGCAGGAUCAAUCCACACAGCAUGUCAGACAUGGCUAUUGAAAUGCAAAGAACAAUAGCUCAGAAUGGGCAGUACUGGCCUGUGAACCAGCCAUACAUCGAAGGUGUCCCUGUUGCCACUACUGCCCAAGAAGCAUAUGUAUCUCCACAUCACAGGGCAUUCAUAGAAGCACCACAACGAUCCACUUCUGAACUGUCUCUUCGCACUGAUGAGCACUGGGAAAACCGAACCAUCAAGAAGCGCAACUCGGUGCCUAGGCUAAGGGAUGCUUAUGAGGGAGAUGAUGCAUCCCUGCGUGAUCAGUAUGUGGUUAAGAAAAUAGCAGACUGCAGCGUACAGACUGAUGAUGAGGAAGGUGAGGAAGGCUACUACAUGUCCCGUCGGAGAAGAUCUAAACGGAGUGUGGAUUGCAGUGUACAGACAGAUGAUGAAGACAAUGGAGAAUUGGAGCAACCUACUCGUAGACGCCGUUCCAGGUUCUCAAAGCAUUCAGAUUCAAGCACAGAGCACAAGCGGGAAGCAUCAAAGGGGACCUCAAGUAUUGCCAUACAAACCGUAAAUGAUUGCUCUGUCCAGACAGAUCAAAAUGAGCUCGGGCCCGUUUCCCCUGCCAUCCAUAUCACGCCUGACCCACGAGUGGAAAUUGUACGAUACAUAUCUGCUCCUGAGAAAACCCACAAAGGUGAGAGCCUUGCUUGCCAGACGGAGCCUGAAGCACAGUCACAAAGCAUUGUUGUCCCUCAGUUUGCAAUUCCAACCACCAUUAAUCCCUACUCGACUAACAUACGGAUUGUAACGUCUGGCCCGCUGGACCAAACCAAUAACAGGCAGCAGGGAGUUAUGAUCGUCCCAAAGGCUGAGAAGAAGAAACCGGAUCCUUUGGAAAUAGGAUACCAGUGUCAUCUCCCACCUGAGCCUUUACCUCAAAUGACUCGCCAGCCUCCAAAGUCUCCACAAGUUCUCUACUCGCCUGUCUCACCACUGUCCCCACAUCGGCUAUUAGACUCAACCUUCACUUCAUGUGAGAAGCUAAACAAAGCCCACAUUACUCCUCAAAAACAUUUCACCACUGAAUCACCUAAACGGCAGCAAAGUCUGCCUCGGCCAAUCAAAGUGAUGCAGCGCUCCAUGUCUGACCCUAAGCCUGUCAGCCCAACCUCAGAUGAGUCUGGGAAAUCUAGAUUUUUCGCUCAUCAGCAACAACAGGCCCUGCAUGGCAGUCAGAUUGGAAAUUGGCAGCAGAGCACUACGAAGAAAGUGAAAAGAACCUUGCCUAGUCCUCCACCUGAAGAAAUAAUACAUAGCAGUACACAACUUCAUCCACAGCUAUUUGGAACCUCCCUACCCCGGAAACGGGGAACUUUACCUGACCAAGUCACUCGCGAUAGACUCCUUAAGGAUAUCAGCCAUGAGCUAGAGAAAGUGGAGCAAGAAUCAAACAAAUUGCAGAAGAAACAGGCAGAACUUGAUGAAGAAGAAAAGGAAAUUGAUGCAAAGCUUCGUUACAUCGAACUGGGAAUUAAUCGUAGAAAAGAAACCUUUGUCAAAGAACCAACAAAGCGAGACGUGGGCUAUGUGCGAGGCUUAGGAGAAGACAGAGACUAUAUGUCAGACAGUGAAGUCAAUAAUAUCCGAAUACCAUCGUAUAAUAGCAAAAAUGUCUUAGCUAGGCCACAAACUGCCCCAGUUAAUCAGUAUUCUGAAUACUCAAUGUCACAGCACCCAACUACAUCAUCUCAGUACCCUCCAUCACAGGCCACUCCUCAGGGUUUGACAAAUUACCAAACUGCAGGUUAUCAGCCAUCUCAGUACCCAGUUCCCAACACUUACCAGUCCCAAAGCAAUCUUCAGUCUCACUCCACUUUACAUUCUCAGAACACUUUUCAGCCACAUGCAUAUCCCCAGAACACAAACUACCAGACUGACGGUAGUUUACAGAAUGUAACUGGACUUCAACCAUCGAACCAGUACCAAGCUCCUGCCACUUAUACAAACCAGGCUUCAUUUCAGUCUGGUCAUAAUGCUCAGUAUCAGCAACAGACAAACAUCCUGUCACAACAUCAGAAACCUAGGCAAACAUCAUUAGCAGAUCUUGAACAGAAAAUACCCACCAAUUAUGAAGUGAUUGUUAAUCCAGAUGCAAUUAUUUCUGCGACUGCAACAGACAAAAUUUACACAACCACAACAAUGAGUAACAGCUAUGACCAGUAUAAAAAUGUAGAUGUGAGAGUUACUGAUAGUGGAAAUGCAAUAGAAAGUCCUUCAACUAACUAUUCAGCUGACUCUCUGUAUACAAACCUGGAGCACAAUGUUUCUCGUAAUUAUGUUAUGAUCGAUGAUAUCAGUGAAUUGACCAAAGAGAAUACCUCAGCAACAGAAAGCCAGAAAGUAGAUCAGCCUGCUCAACAUAGUAGUUCAAGGCAUGCUAAAGAGAAAAACGACUUCCAAGAGUCAACCAGCUCCACUAGAACACAUGCUUACAAUAAAGUGGAUGAUGAAUCAGAGGAAGACAUGUACGACGUCCAGAUAUCAGACCAUCGAGGGAAGAAUGGGUACCAAAGGAAUUCUGAUAGCCAUAGUAGAAUAUCAAAUUCUUCGAGUGGAUAUUACUAUGCAGAUAACAAUCACAGACAUUCUUCCCGCACAGACAAGCACAACUCUUCGUAUGGGCCUCAAAAGCAUUCAUCAAAACAAAUGGCUCCUGCUGUAGUAUCUAGCAAGCGCAGCAAACACAGAAAGCAAAACAUAGAACAGAAAAUCUCCAAGUUUUCUCCGAUAGAAGAAGCCAAAGACGUGGAAUCUGAUUUUGCUUCAUAUACUGUCACAACCACAGCUGCAGGAAAUAAUGUAAUCCUUAGGGCGCAGAAACUUCAGGACGAAAUAACAUACGGUCUCAAGAAAAAUAUUUAUGACCAGCAGAGAUAUUCUGGUCACAUUAGUAGAGAAGCAAUGGAAGAUUCAGAGAGAGGAUACAGCAAUAGCAACAGAUCAAGGUCAUCUUCAAUGUAUGGAAUGGAAAAAGCAGGCAAAGAAGCAGCAAGCCCAAGAAGUAAAUCUUAUGAAAGAGACACAAUGGAGAGGUCUCAAAAGAUAGGAACGAGCCAUAGUCGAGGCCGGGCUCCAAUAAAACCCAAUGCAUCUGAAGAGGAAGGUCCUCUGAGUCCUAUGGGAAACCAGAUGCAUGUGGCACGGACGUCUAGAGAAUCCCUCCCACCAAACACUGUAGAUAGUAGAUCCCAAUUUGGCUCCAGCCACUCCCUGCCUGAUGUUCAGGAUGUGAAGGAGUCAUCACGUAGCCACGCCUACAGAGAGGACGAUGGUUACGUCAUGGAUGAUAUGCACUGUGCUGUUUCUGACAGUGAAGCCUAUCACUUGGGCCAAGAGGAAACAGACUGGUUCGAAAAGCCGAAGGAGCGCUCCAGGCGUUACGGUGGACAGCCUUCAGCACAGAGGCGCAGCCACCGAAACCACUUGCGCCACAACUAUGAGGAGGCACCGGCGGACGAGAGCUGGCAGCAAGCAGAGCGCUCCCAGUCACGGUACUCCUCAAAGGAUCACCAGAAGCAGCCUGCGUACCAGUACAGAGAGCCGGCCCGCCACUCUUCACGCCACGCCGCCGAUGAGCCUUCCCGCAAGCCGUCAAGGCAGCAUCCGAAAGAGCAGCACCGCCAAGAAUCCCGGCAAUACGCUCAGCAGCCUUCGCAGAGGAGAGGCCAAUCGGCCGAGCAGAGGUCCCAACGAGACCCUCACUUGGCUUCUGCCGAGUGGACCCAGCCUCGGGCAUCUGGGCAUCACCCGGAAGCUGAGCCGUCCCGGUCACAGAAGCAUUCACAGCAGCAGCAACAGGCAGCCAGAAGACAGUCGGAAUCUCCUCAGCAACAAGGCCGGGUCCAGCACAGCCAGCCUGCCUCGUCGAGGAGCCAUUCCCAGCAGCAGGCACGGCCUGCACCAUCGCAGCAAAGAGCAGCGCCAGCGCAGCAGCAGCAACCACGCCAAGCCCAGCCUCAGCAACAGCAACAUCCAGGGCCCGCCCAGCAACAACAGCAGGUACUACUGCGGCAACCUCAACAACAGCAACAGGCACUGCAGCAACCUCAACAACAACAGGCGCAGCAACCUCAACAACAGCAACAACAGGCUCAACAACAGCAACAACAGCCGCGGCAGCAAAGUCUUCAGCAAUCAGCAGGUCAACCCCAGCCCCAGACACAACCCCAGCCACAGGCACAACAGGCACAGACGAGACCUGCCACCACCACGACAAAGCCAGGUCAGACAACCACUGGAAAACCUGCAGUGAAACAAGCAACUGCGCCACAGCAAGCUGCUCAUGUAGCGGGUUCCAAACCAGGUGAGGAAAAAGAGGGUGAUAUCGGAGCUUUUGUCUCCAAAAUGUUGCCGGGAGGAGCAGCUGAGCAGGCUGGGAAACUGACUGAAGGCAUUGCUUCUUUUGGCCGUAAAUUAACUUCGUUUUGGUGAUCAUGCUGCUGUAAGGAAACUUGAUGUGGGAGUGGAGAGAGAUGGAACAUACUGAAAAAACCUAUGAAGACUCGAAUACAUUGAACAAGAAACCUAAGAGCGUGGGACUCUGUGUAACUCGCAGAAAAGAGGAAGAGGCAAAAUUGGGACCUGAAUGGCAACAGGAUACUAAAUAUGCACAUUGAAUGGAGAGACAGUUUUUAUUCAACUCUGGCAGAAGGCUAUGCAGAUUUUAAGGAAAAAGACUGGUGAGCUGUACUAAAAUCCAAGCCAUGACCACUCUUGAAUGAUUUCAAGGAAGAAUGUGAAAGGAUCUUGGAGUGUAGAACAUCUUCGAUAUUGAAGGCCAGACAGCAACAGAAAGCCAUGAGUCUGUGUGAGGGCAGAGAAUCAAUAACCUCACUGUCCUUAUCCAGCACUGCAGGAAAUAUAACCCCAGCAUCUGACAGCUCUGCCAAGACGCUGCUUUCAAUCACCUACCUGCUUAAAAUAUCACUUGCAGAGAUGUGUGGCAUGAAAGGAUUUUCUGGUCGUCCCAAAGACGAAAUUGUAAGGUGAAGCUCGUCAGUGUCUGUCUAUGCAAUGUGAAGAGGAAAACUCAUCCAAAGGGGAACGCUGUACCUUGUUCAGAGUUUAUGCAAAGGCUGGCUGUGCUGUAAGCAUUGUUGCAGGUUGCCCAAAGAAUUGAGGGUGUUGCACAGCGUUUCAGGAUAUCUGAUGUCUUGGUUCUCAGGAUACUAUAACACAUGGGCACACAAUGACAUUUUGGAGGCCAAAUUUUGACCAAGUUUGAAUUUUCUGCUAGUUUUGGUGGAGUUUUAAAUUGAAGCCUUUUUAGGCCAUUGAAAAUCUCCAUCAAUUGCCUUUCACAAGACAAUAUCCAGUGAUGGUUUGGGGAUGCCUUCUGCCUAACGAUGAAUAUUUGGAAUUUUUUUACCUCCAAAUGAUGUUUGCAGAAUUUGGAAUUCCUUCUGCCUGGGUAUAUUCAAUGUCCUCUUACCUUGGACCCUGGAGGGAAAGAGUGGAGCAAGCACAGAGUCCAGUUUCUCUCACUAAAGCUUUUGAUCUUCAUAGGUUUUUUCUGUAUUCAUAGAGCAGAAUUCCCUGAGGUGGACUUAUUACCUUUCUUAGGGCUGGGAGCAAAAGCUCCAUUUUUCCCAAACAUUCCACUGUCUUUUGUUCAGUUUCCAGCUGAUUCUUUAAGAUGGGCAGGUGAAACUCUUGUGUGCAAAUUGUUGUGGGCCUUGAAGCAUUGUAGAGUAUGAUGGCAGUACUCAGCCCCUUACCCAGGACCCAGCAUUCUUCAAUGAUUGUGAACCAUAAGCACUGGUCAUAAAGACCAGAAGUGUUAAAAGUGACCACAUAACUGGUGACACCUGGACUGACAUUGUGGCCAGUCAUGUCAUUGCAGCUAUCAGAAGCUAUUCCAUUUCCUUUAUUUUCAGUGAGUGUACUCUACAUAAUGUUUUCUCGUCAACAUGUUUGCCUGGUAUUUUUCUAUAUGCUAUUUUGCAGCUGCCUUAAUCAUUCCAAUUUUCUAUUGUAUACCUCAAACAGAUUUUUGUUUUCUUUUGUAUAUGACCUGCAUUUUUCCUUGCCGCUAUGCAGUACUGGAUUUGUAUGGGGUAGGAAGGGGAAGGAUUGGUACUUUUGGAAACAAUAGGUCAGUGGGAGGCUGACAAGAGCAUAACUGUGGAAGAGAAAGCUUGCCUCUGCCCUGGAUCUGUGGUAAUGUGCAAUUCAUUUGGGCUUCCACUCAUCAGAAUAGGAUGGAGGAAAACAAUUACCAAUUCAGAUUUUCUAUGCAACGAUGAGAAAACUGUGUUAAUAUUUAAUACUGAAUUCAAUGUUAAAUAUAAAUGGCGUAAAUUAAGAUUAUGCUACUGAUAUUGAGAAGCAAUGUUUUAAGUGUAACUCAUUACCUGUCAAGCGAGGUGUUGUUGAACCUUUCGACGGGAUCCAUUGCCAAAGGCAUCACCAUGUUAAAACAGUGGAUUAGUACUGUGCUUGUCUUCACCUCCAGGUUAGAGCAUGACUUGCUGAUUCAGUGCUUGCCUUCCAUUUUGUUUGGUAUUGUAGUUGUUAGUAUUGCCCAUAUUAACCAUAUGCACUUGCUUUUGGCAAGCCACGACCCAGGAAGUUCCAGCUGUACUCGGGGAAUCCAAUUUGUUAUCUAUUAGAUUUCCAAGUCUUGGGGCAGGACAUUUCUGUUUAAAAUGGAUACAUCAUAUUCUAAAUACCUGACUCUCUCUACUCUUCCAGCUCGGUUACUAAUGAAAUGACAAUCCAGACUAAUCAUUCCCAGAUACAGAAGCGCUAAAGUGUUUUCCAUUUAUGGAUAAUAAAGGCAAAUUAAAUGCACAUACGUCAAUCAGAGAAAGAUGAGGUGGGGUUUGAGAUGACCUGAGGAAUAUAAGUUAAGCACAUUAAUUUAUAGUUUCGAUGGUCAGACUUUAGAUGUUGAACUCAGCGUCUUGAAGGUCAAAUCAUCCAGAGGCUGGUGAUUUAUUUUCAGAUUAAUGUGUAGGAUUUUUGGUUUCAGUGAGGUUUUUCCAACUUUUGUGAUCCUUUUCACUUCUGUCUUUGGACUAUCACCCAUUUGUCAGGAACCCCCAUCUGGAAACAAGUGGAAUUAUUACAACUCUAACACUGACAUCACCAAAUCAUCUAUCAGCAUUUGGAGUCCAUCCAACUUCAAAUUACAAAUCAAUCUUCAGUCAUCCUCUAAGCUCCAGAUGCCUCUGCCAUCAGCUACUUUCUGACGAAUGAACAUCAUCACCCUCGACAUAUGCCUUAGAAUAUCAAUCUGAUGUUCUACCCCUUUGCUGGCAGAAACCUAGAAAGGAAUUUGAAUAAAGUGGGGCUGUUUAUUGAAGUUGACCUAUGGACUUCUUCCCAAGAUUUAAGAUUCACUCAAUAGAGUCCUAAAUAUCACUGUUACUAGAUAGAGCCUUGAGGAUGUCACUUUUUCUCGGUGGCUGACUGGUUUCACUGAUUUACUGAUCCCUCCCCAUUUUGUGUUGUUUUACCCGCAAUCAGCAAGCUUUCUGCACCUUCCAUAUGUUGUGAUGUCAACCUGUAUGUAUGUUUGUAUGUGCAAGUGUAUGUAAAUGCAUGAAUAAUCACUUCUGAAAAAAAAGUUGGUGUGAACCUAUUUAUGACUAAUUAUGUAUUCAGUGAGCACUCUAAGACAAAAACCCUUCAGGGUGACACUGACAUUUUGGGAGAUGCAGUCAAAUUUCUAUAUAAAAGUAUCAUCAUAAGAAGAUGCUUUUACAGUCUAAUUGGCAGCAUAUAUAUUUAUAUAGAGGUAUAUCAGAUUGAGGAAUAUAAUAAGGUUCUGUAAAAUACUGAAAUUUUACUUCAGAGUAUCCAACAUUAAGAAUGUAUAUAAAAUUAUUUACAAAUUCUGUAAGAGAGAUGGUGUAUAUUUUGAAAGCUAUAAAAAGAGAUCUCCUAUCUAAGAAGUUUAAUGCAUUUAGGUUUUAGGUGUUUUUAAGGGUUGUGCAAUCAAAGAUUUACUUCCUCUCUUGUGUGGUAUUUGUGAAUGAAGAACACAGAUACAUAGUCUGUAACUGAACAUCAGUAUCCACUGGAAAUAAUGUUAUCCUGCAUCCCACCACAAAGAUCCACAAUUAACUCUCCACCAAAAUAGGACAGUAAAUUGCAUUCGGACUUCUUCCUGAAAACUCAAGAUGGACUGAAGUUCUUCAUUAAAGCUUUGCAGCCAUUGCAUUAAAAAAAAAUUCAAAUCUUAUUUAACAGGCUGUUACAUAUUUGAGACCCUCAGUAUAGACACUGAAAAGUGAGUAAGAGAAUUCUAUGUAUUCAACAUUAGGGAAAUAGAGCCAUUUUAAAAAUCAAGAUCUCAAUUAGUUCUAGUCUCUUAACAUGGGCAACUUAAUAGGGAACACUGCCACUUUGAAAUUUAACUAACAUCCAUGAGAGGUUGAAUUAAUAGGUUCUCAGUUCAGGCUGAGCUGAAUUCAUUUUCAUUUAUUGAAUGAGCAAAUCAUAGGUACGCCACUUCCCAGUCUUAACUGUCAAAAUGUUGCAGAUGGUUUUCAGAGGUGCAUCUGGUGCUCUAAUGCUGAACUGCUGCUGGAGAACAUUAGUGAACUUUAUGAACAGCAAAGUAGCCAUCAAGUAGCACAAUUGCAAUUUUGUCUGACAUCCCAAAGACUUUUCAUAACUCAUCUCACUCGGCCUUGGACGUCAGCAAAGUAGAGUGUAACCGAAAAUGCAAGUUAAGAAUAGACAUGCUGACCGUCUAAUGGUUAGAAUGGACUUAGGAAGCAAUUCUCUCUAAAAGGCAACAUAAUAUGGUAUUUCAAGCACACACAAAAGGGGUUUCAAAAUGUAAACUGGGGUUCGGUUAAAAAAGUUUUUAUUCAACGAGGAUUAUUUGAAUCAGAUUCUUUGUAGAGAUUAGGGACAUCUUUGCCUUUUUUGUGUUUUUAAGCAUUACUGAGGAUUAUUAGCAAGUAAAUGCAAUGUACAGUUUUAAAAAAAGGAAUUUAUUGUUUUGAGAUGAGACUGUAGGUUGGGUUCAAUGUGGAUGAAGUGCUUUUAAAAAUUGUUGUCUAAAUGUCCCUUUAACAGGUAAAACAUAAUAAAGUACAGGCCACACAACACCACUAACAGUACCAAAUCACAAAUUGCCACAGAGGCCACGCAAACAUUCAGCUUUAUCACAGACAUUGGCAGACAUCUCCAGUCACUAAAAGUUACAAUCUCCUCUCAUAGCUCAUCUGUUGUCUGCAUUUGCUGAUGAACCACAUUCUUGAAGAGAGACACUACACUGCAACCUUAAAGAAGGUGAAUCUAGAGGAGAUAAGUGUUGAAUGGUGUUUUGAACCGAGGUCAAUAUUGUGCAGUGCACAAUAAUUAUAUUAAAAGACUACCCUUGUUGUCUGAACAAGUGACUAGCUGGAGCCCUAAGCAAUCAGGUUAUUAUAGGGUGUUAAUAAGGAUUCUUCAGUAGGCUUCAUUGUCUUUGAUUUAGCAGGGAAUAAAUGCCCAAGGUUCUAGCUGAGAGUAGGUUAAGUCUCUCUCACGGCUCCAGUGCCUGAUUUUCUUGACCCAUUAGGACUAUAAGCCCAGAAAAAUGGAAAAGGUAGACAUGUUAUCUUUAUCCUCCUCACUUUGUUUGCCUAUCCAAUGACAGUGUCAGCCCUGUUCUCCCUAUAUGAUGAGCCUUUAGUCAGUGCAGCCUCCACUUUAUUCAAGUUUGGUGAUUUUAAUGCAGUUGAUUUGGCUGCUGAAGAUGAUAUUUGUUUCUCUAUGUAAAUAUUUGUACAGUGUGUAAAUCUCAUCAGAUUAUCUAAACAGCCACUGGGUGUGGGUAUCACAUAUCAACAAUCCUGCCAACUUGUGCUUGUUUAAAAAAUAAUUUUAAAAUACGGCAAAAAAAACAUUGUGUUUGUGACUGGCUCAUAUAGACCAUUGAGAAACUGUAUUCAGUUGUUAUCUGUGUAGAGUUUUUACAUGUUGUGUAUGAAAAUGAGGUAACUUCCUAAACUGAACCUGACUUCCAUGGACGUGGAAGGAGGAGUGCAAAACUCACUGUUAUAAGUGCAAUGAAUAAUUCAUGUAUGGACAUUGUAAAUGUAUGCUGCACUGUUACUGUGAUGGCUGUAGUAUUGAAUAUAACAUGAUAUUGUAUAAUGUGAUUGUGUAAAAGGUGUCCAAACAAAUCAUUUCCAUUGGAAACCAAUAAAGAUC